This is a messenger RNA of Aureobasidium subglaciale EXF-2481, 560 nucleotides long. RefSeq lists its product as uncharacterized. The record is from RefSeq and is a predicted model, not a curated record. NCBI's taxonomy places the organism in Eukaryota, Fungi, Ascomycota, Dothideomycetes, Dothideales, Saccotheciaceae. The transcript is spliced from 2 exons. The coding region runs from base 120 to 380 and encodes 86 amino acids.
CAAACAUUACAGCAAACAAACCAGACACGUAGCUCUUCAUUCGCCUCUCUCUGCGCUCACAACCAUCGUGUUACGCUCGCAUCAAUUUCGCCCACCAGCACCAAGAUCAAAGAUAACACAUGGAAGCCGCCGCAGAAACACAAAACGAUCUAGUCAAUCUGCUCAACGAAAAAAACAUCGCACUUACCGAGACUAAAGUCGCUGCCGCCCAGAGCGCCGAAGUUGUCAACAUGAUCAUCGACGAAAAUAUCCAACUCAAGACAGAAGUCCAGCGCCUUCGGGAGGAGAUCAAGGACCUCAGAACCAAGCUGUGGAAUGCUACCGUGGAGGAACGUAAGAUGGAUGCUGGUCGUGUGCGCGACGUCUUGGGAGUUCUUUGAUGAGUUGGUCAGCCUGCUAUCAAGAAAUUCAGGGAUUGACAAGAGCCAUCUCGAGAUCUUUGAAUCGAGAAUUCCAACAUGAUCGCUCAUAACUCCUCGUGCGGCGACCGUUUUUGAUUUUCCAUAGUCUUACUCGUACCUGAAUCGGUUCAUACAACUUCCAACGAAAAUGCCCCGUUU